AGACCAACCCAGCCAUUUCCCCUGCUUGCACUUGCACAUAUAGCUCACUGCCAGUGCCAAGUGCCAACUGCUGGCUUACAAGAAGCGUGGACCAACCAUGGCCAACAUGCUCGCUACUUCCCUCCUCGCCGCCGCCGUCCUCCUGGCGCUCGCCGCCCCUGCUGCAGUGCUCGCCGGCGACCCCGACAUGCUCCAGGACAUCUGCGUCGCCGACUACAAAUCCCUCAAGGGCCCACUGCGGCUGAACGGAUUCCCGUGCAAGAGGCCGGAGAACGUGACGGCGAAGGACUUCUUCUCCAACGCGGUGGCGAUCGCCGGCAACACGAGCAACGCGUUGGGUUCCGCGGUGACGUCGGCGAACGUGCAGACGCUGCCGGGGCUGAACACGCUGGGCGUGUCGGUGUCGCGCAUCGACUUCGCGGCGUGGGGCGUGAACCCCCCGCACGUCCACCCGCGCGCCACCGAGGUCAUCUUCGUCCUCGAGGGAUUCCUCGACGUCGGCUUCGUCACCACCGGCAACCGCCUGUACGCGCGCACCGUCAGCGCCGGCGAGGUCUUCGUCUUCCCCCGGGGGCUCGUCCACUACCAGAGGAACAACGGCCGCGGCGCCGCCGCGGUGCUCUCCGCCUUCGAUAGCCAGCUGCCUGGCACGCAGUCCGUCGCCGAGGCCCUCUUUGGCGCCUCGCCGCCGGUGCCCACCGACGUGCUCGCUAGGAGUUUCCAGGUCGACGCAGGACUCGUGGAGGACAUCAAAUCCAAGUUUCCUUCCAAGUAGGGGCUGCUGUCUCAUGCGCCUCAUCAGCUCAUGCAUGGAAUUAAUGCAAGCACCAUGCACGUACGUACUAUAUACGUACUAUACACUUACGCCGAUCGAUCAACCGAGUGUGUGAUUUAAUUGAACAAGUGUCGUCAUCAUUUUGUAUUCUAGCUGUAAAAGCAAGUGUGAUGGGUCAAUUAAUUCGUUGGGUUCUUUUUAGUUCUUGGUGAGGUCGUGAUGGCCAUGCAUGGCUUCACCGACAGUUCACUGUUGUUGCGUUUCAAUUUCUUCCCCAUGUGAUCGAGACUUGUAAGGUGGUGUGUUUCCGUGUCAAUUUGCAAAUCCAGAGUAAUGAGGUGUCCUGAUUGGUGCCUGAUCAAA
Messenger RNA from Sorghum bicolor (sorghum), 1138 nucleotides. RefSeq names its product putative germin-like protein 3-2. The record is from RefSeq and is a predicted model, not a curated record. Gene Ontology annotation, molecular function: manganese ion binding. Lineage: Eukaryota; Viridiplantae; Streptophyta; Magnoliopsida; Poales; Poaceae. Gene Ontology annotation, cellular component: plasmodesma; cell wall. Bases 98 to 775 code for a protein of 225 amino acids. The transcript is spliced from 2 exons. Gene Ontology annotation, biological process: regulation of root development; plasmodesmata-mediated intercellular transport.